AUGGCCGUCGGCUUAGAGACGUCGAUAUUUUCUAGUUCGGCGACAUUUGUGGGAUAUAGGUUAUCAAUAUUGAUUUUAUUUACCUGUAUACAUUUCUGUCGAACUACUGAACAUUUGUCGACGGUGCCUUCUCACAAUCUGACACAUAACUCGGCGAUAGAUAUGGCAAGAGGUUCGGACUCCAACGGCACUUCCGGAUUCUCCGAUGCCUAUCACAGUCUUAUGCAAAACACAGGUGUAGACAAUACUAUGUAUAGACUAAACAAUGGCAAGAUGGACGUUCCCUUAAUAACUGUAAACCCAUCUUCAAAUCUAAUUACAGAAUUUACCCCCGUGACUCUUCAACCUUCAACUCAUAGGUGUACUGAGCUUCUUCAAAAUUUUGGACAGGCUGCUUCGAAAUUCACAAACUGUGCAGUGUUGCAUUCUAGACCGUUGCAUUUCUGUGUUGACUGUGUUAACCAAUAUCUUGAUGUGAAAAAGACAUUUAAUGAUAUUUUAGUGGAUAAAGCCAGAUGUGAUGUUAUCUUAUUGAGAAAGGAUAAGAUCAUGAUUACUGAUAAGAUGUAUGAAUUUGUUGUUGAUGUGUGGGAACAGUCAAACUGUGAUGGUUGUUUUACUAUAAAAAGCGUAAACCAAACAACAGUGUAUGAAGUUUCUGCUGACAUGCUUCAGUUUGAGUCUAUUUUUGUCAAGACUACUGAUUGCUUUUUUAACUCUACAAUGGUCCACCACUCAGAGGUUGAAUCAACAACAUCUCCUGCAAACAACACAGUUUGUCAUCUUUGUCAAAGUGUUUAUCGCAAUCUGACAACGUUUUUCUUGAGUCUUGGUUCGGAGGAAGAAAUCUGUAUGGACAUUGUUGAUUCUAUGAACUACACACAGUACUUGUGGAGUAAACAGUUUGAUUGUAGAAGACCAGUAAAAGAACCUAUCCUGAUUAUUGCAUUGUCAGUAUUUUUCUGUAUUCUUCCAGUAAUCUUUUAUGGUGGAUCAAGAAUACAUACCGUUAAAAAGGAACGUAAAUUGGUAAAACAGAAACAACUGAGAGAUAUGACAAGCAUAGACAGAGACAGUUAAAUAUUUAUUCUGGUCCUUUAUGAUCUGGAUGCAAGGAGACGGAGUGUAACAUUGUCAAUAAUGAACCACUGUGGAGUCAGUGUAUCAUUGCUGCCAUAGUCUACAGUACAUUUGUAUCUGUCAAAAUAGUCUGACAUAUGGAGUGACUCUAGUAGUGCAGUUUCACCACCAGACUUUCUCGUCUCAAUUUGUUUGCACUAUUUUCUUAUAUUCUACAAUAUAUUUGGAAAUGAAUUCUAAUUUUAGAGCCAAAAAAACUAAAUU
Saccoglossus kowalevskii is the source of this 1344-nucleotide messenger RNA. RefSeq names its product osteopetrosis-associated transmembrane protein 1-like. The record is from RefSeq and is a predicted model, not a curated record. Gene Ontology annotation, cellular component: cytosol. Lineage: Eukaryota; Metazoa; Hemichordata; Enteropneusta; Harrimaniidae.